AUGUCAUUAGAGAAGGCUACUUUUGCUGCUGGUUGCUUUUGGGGUGUAGAACACAUUUAUAAAAAGCAUUUUAAUCAAUUCGGUAUUCGUACCAAGGUUGGAUACACUGGUGGACAUGUGGAUGAUCCUGACUACAGAAAGGUCUGCUCAGGAUUGACCAACCAUGCUGAAGCACUAGAGAUUGAGUUUGAUCCUACAAAAGUAUCUUUUGAUGCUCUGGUCGAAUUCUUUUAUAAAAUGCAUGAUCCAACAACGAAGAAUGUACAAGGCCCUGAUGUUGGUACUCAAUAUCGAUCUGCCAUAUUCUAUCAUACACCAGAACAAAAAUCUGUUGCUGAAAAAGUGACAGCGCAAGUACAAGAGAAGCAUUACAAGGGCAAGCAGAUCGUUACAGAAAUUGUACCCGCUGGAAAGUUUUAUGACGCUGAAGAAUAUCAUCAAGAAUAUCUUCAAAAGAAUCCGCAUGGUUACGAGUGUCCUACUCAUUUCUUGCGUUGGUAA
Messenger RNA from Rhizopus microsporus ATCC 52813, 501 nucleotides. Its product is annotated as protein-methionine-S-oxide reductase. The coding region runs from base 1 to 501 and encodes 166 amino acids. Lineage: Eukaryota; Fungi; Mucoromycota; Mucoromycetes; Mucorales; Rhizopodaceae. Gene Ontology annotation, molecular function: peptide-methionine (S)-S-oxide reductase activity. The record is from RefSeq and is a predicted model, not a curated record. The transcript is spliced from 6 exons.